UUCAUUCCACAUCCACAAAAAUAUCAACAUGGGUUCCUCUUGUGCAAUACUACUGAAGCGGCAGCAGCUUUUCAUUGUGGCUGCAAUAUCUCUAGUCCUUGGCCUGAGUUGGCAUGUGGUAGAGGCUCAAAAUUGUGGUUGUGCUGCAGACCUCUGCUGCAGCCAAUACGGCUACUGCGGCACAAGUGACGAUUACUGUGGCACCGGAUGCCAAGCAGGGCCUUGCAUAACGGCCCCCCUCACUCCCGGUACCGGUGAUGUUCCGGUGGCGGAUAUUGUCACACCGGAGUUCUUCAAUGGUAUAAUCGAUCAAGCCGAUGCAAGCUGUGCUGGAAAGAACUUCUAUUCCCGGGCUUCUUUUCUCGAUGCUCUCAACUCUUAUGAUCAGUUUGGUAACAUUGGUACCCUUGAUGAUUCUAAACGAGAGAUUGCUGCCUUCUUUGCCCACGUUACCCAUGAGACUGGACACUUUUGCUACAUAGAAGAGAUAGACGGGGCAUCAAAAGACUACUGCGACGAGACUAACACGGAAUACCCAUGCAACCCGAACAAAGGUUAUUACGGCCGGGGACCAAUACAAUUAUCGUGGAACUUCAAUUAUGGUCCAGCCGGAAAGAGCAUUGGGUUCGAUGGAGUAAACUCGCCUGAAACUGUUGCCAAUGACCCACUCAUUGCUUUUAAGACUGCAUUAUGGUACUGGAUGAACAAUGUUCGACCGGUCAUCAACAAAGGUUUCGGGGCGACUAUCCGAGCCAUCAAUGGUGCGCUAGAAUGCGAUGGUGGAAACCCUACUACUGUACAGAAACGCGUCGACUAUUAUGUUGAUUAUUGUAACCAACUUGGUGUUGCCCCCGGUGAUAACCUUACUUGCUAGCUAAUUGAUGUGCUUGGGCAUUAUAUAUAACAUGAUACAUACUAAUAAACUGCUUCAAUAAUACGAUCUACGUAAUUGCAAUAU
This is a messenger RNA of Argentina anserina (silverweed cinquefoil), 958 nucleotides long. Its product is annotated as endochitinase EP3-like. NCBI's taxonomy places the organism in Eukaryota, Viridiplantae, Streptophyta, Magnoliopsida, Rosales, Rosaceae. Gene Ontology annotation, biological process: cell wall macromolecule catabolic process; carbohydrate metabolic process; chitin catabolic process. The record is from RefSeq and is a predicted model, not a curated record. The transcript is spliced from 2 exons. Bases 29 to 874 code for a protein of 281 amino acids. Gene Ontology annotation, molecular function: chitinase activity; chitin binding.